Messenger RNA from Nymphalis io (European peacock), 2210 nucleotides. Its product is annotated as bromodomain-containing protein 4-like. The transcript has 6 exons. Lineage: Eukaryota; Metazoa; Arthropoda; Insecta; Lepidoptera; Nymphalidae. The record is from RefSeq and is a predicted model, not a curated record. Bases 129 to 1718 code for a protein of 529 amino acids.
AAUCAAACAAUGUUUGUUCGAUAUAUGUUUAAAUGCUUAAAAUAUGUUAACUUGCUAAUGUGGCUAAGUUGGUUUAUAAUUACCAAAAGUAAAGUCAAACUGGCUGAAAAGUUCAGAUAAAAAUCGCGAUGUCAACGUUUGAAGUAAAAGAAACUAGCUUAGACUCGGAACAAGAAAACGAACAAUUAAUUAACAAUUCCAUUGAAGAAAUUCGUAAAUGUAGUACACAGAAUCAUAUCGACACAUCUUGGGAACAAAGUUAUUAUGUUUCAUUUCAAGAGUUGAAAAACAGUAAGCCUGAUAGGACUCCACCUUUUAUGAGUAUAAUGAUUGACGCAGAAACUGUUGAUAGCAGAGUAAAUAGUUCUACACAAACAGAAUUCGCAGCUCCGACGCGUGGCAAUAUUACUGACGAAAAUUUAUCGCUUUCUAAAUACUUUAAUUAUGAAGAUUUAUCAUCUAAUGAAAAUGAUGAACGAUCUUCAAGUAAGCGCUUCAGACACGAGUCUUUAGAAGAUGAUAAAGAAAUACGACCAUGGAAAAAGACGAAGUGUACAGAAUCAAAUACAUCGAGUUCAACUGAUUUAAAUGAUCAGAGAUCUCUACAGAAAUCCCUAUCAGCCAAUGAAUUAUGUUCUGAUUCAGAAUUAUCAUUUAAAUCAAUUAAUAGUAAUUAUUCUUACAAGACCCGUAAAAGAAGAAGAAAAUCAGAUUCUAAUUUAUUUCGGAGUGUUUUUCAAAGGUCUGGAAAGUGUAACUAUUUCAAUAAAUACAAUUACUCUGAAAGCAAAUCACCAGGAGAUACACCAAGGAACGAUAAGCCACACCGGCGCAACAAACGUACGAAAUUAUCGAAGCUGGUGGACCUUUGUACAUGGAUUGGCAGGAAGGGUUUCCAGUCCCUCACCGGUUUGUAUGCAGACAUUCUCAGGGAACCAAUAAGUCAAGAUGAAAACAAAGAAAAUAUCUACGCGGAGGAGUUGAAACGUCUAGGAAGAUUCAUUGACGAGGUCGAUCAAAAGCAAAUUCGUUUGUCGCGAGAAAAUGAAAGCCUUCAAGAAGAAAUGAAAAAAAUGGCAGCGAAAAUAGCAGAGCUAGAAAAUAAAAUUAGUUGCCAGCAAAAUGCAUACAACACUCAAUCAUCUUUCAAGCCAGUAACAUGUCCUCCACCACCGCCGCCUCCUCCCCCCCCGCCACCACCACCGCCGCCGCCACCACCACCAUCGACAUCAUCAAACAAAUUACCAAUGCGCUCACACACAAUUCCAAGAUGCGGUUCAGCGCCACCGAGAAUAGCGGGACCACGUCUUACUAUUACCCCGCAAGACAUCGCUAAUGUAAAACUGAGAAAAGCUAAGGACAAUCCUGUUCGAGCUAAGCCAAAAGAAGUCCAACAGCCACUGGUAACGCAGCAUUUGCUUGAGGCCACGAGGGCGAGGCUUGGUCGAAACCGACCCGUCGCUGCCUCCACACCAAAGCAGCAGCUAUCUGAUUUAGAAAAGUGCUUAUUACAAGAGACAUCAGUAACAUCGCUGUACAGGCGGAGGGUGACACGUGGAACGUUUCGUAGUACGGAAGAGUUGCGGGUGCGGCCGUAUCCCGCAUCGCGAUGUACUCGUUCGCCGUGCUCUCCGCGCUCACCUCGCUCUAAUUCACUGUCUCGAGUAACCCCUACAUCUCCACUUAAAUAUCCCCUUUUAUGUCCGAGCAAAGAAUGACGAUCUGUGCAUUCGUGAUAAUUUUCGUAAUGUGAUUGAAUUUUGUAACAUUUAAUAAUGUUUGUAAUUUUGGUAAAUAUCAAUACACAACCAUAUUUACCAGAAUAAUUAUGUUUGGUAUUUUAUGAACCUUGUCUUCCGAUGACGAUCUUUUAAGAUUGCCAGUACAGCUAGAGUAAUUAAUAAAUAAGGUAUUACGUCAUAUUUAUCUGAAAUUAGCAAAUAUUAAAAAUAUUUAUAGGUACACUGUAAAUGACAUUGAUAAUGACGCUGACUGUACUGAAAUUUGAUUUGAAAUCAAGGUUAUUCUGCAAUUAAAAAAAUUACAUUGACUGUAAUAAUAAUUAAUACUUUAUAAUACGAUCUUAUUUUAUGUAACAUUAAAAUUAUCCAUUAAACAAUGUUAUCUUUUUUAAUGAAAAGAACGAAUUUGUACACUGCAGAUGCUUGUCGUAUUUACAAGAUUUAUACUUAAUAAUACUUUUAUAAAAU